UAUAAAAUGGCAAACCAUUUGGGCAAAGAUAUGUCAGUUUAACUUUAAACAACCGACAGUGAUUAACUAAAUAAUUCAUCCUAAGCUCACAAUGAAAUCCUUCACCGCUGCUGCUGUUAUCUCCACCUUGGCUGCUGCCAAUGCUGGUUUUGCUCCCGCUCCCUUGGCUUAUGCUGCUGCUCCUUAUGCUGCCGCUCCCUUCGCUGCUGCUUCUCCUUACGUAGCUCAUCACUAUGCUGCCGCUCCUUAUGUAGCUGCUCCCGCCGCUUACUCCGCUCCUUUGGUAGCUAAGACUUUCGCCGCUGCUCCAGCUUUUGCUGCCCCUGGCCCAGUUUAUGCUGCUGCCCCAGCUCCUUAUGUAGCCGCUCCAGUUGCUAAAACUUAUGCUGCUGCUCCCGUUUACGCUGCUGCUCCAGCCCCAGUUUUGACUAAGACUGUUGCUGCUCCAUUGGCCGCUCCCGUUGCUGCUGUAGCUGCUCCCGUUGUAGCCAAGGCUGAAGUUGUUGAUGCCUACCCUCAAUACAAAUUCGCCUACAAUGUUCAAGAUGCUUUGACCGGUGACUCCAAGACCCAAGAAGAAACUCGUGACGGUGAUGUAGUACGUGGCUCUUACUCUCUCAUCGAAGCCGAUGGCUCCCGUCGUAUUGUCAACUACUAUGCUGAUUCCGUCAACGGUUUCAACGCUGUUGUCUCUAAGGAUGUUCCCGCUGCUGCUGUUAUCUCUACCUUGGCUGCUGCCAAUGCUGGUUUUGCUCCCGCUCCCUUAGCUUAUGCUGCUGCUCCCUAUGCUGCCGCUCCCUUCGCUGCUGCUUCUCCUUAUGUAGCUCAUCACUAUGCUGCUGCUCCUUAUGUAGCUGCUCCCGCCGCUUACUCUGCUCCUUUGGUUGCCAAGACUUUCGCCGCUGCUCCAGCUUUUGCUGCCCCUGGCCCAGUUUAUGCUGCUGCCCCAGCUCCUUAUGUAGCCGCUCCAGUUGCUAAAACUUAUGCUGCUGCUCCCGUUUACGCUGCUGCCCCAGCCCCAGUUUUGGCUAAGGCCGUUGCUGCUCCUUUGGCCGCUCCCGUUGCUGCUGUAGCUGCUCCCGUUGUAGCCAAGGCUGAAGUUGUUGAUACCUACCCUCAAUACAAAUUCGCCUACAAUGUCCAAGAUGCUUUGACCGGUGAUUCCAAGACCCAAGAAGAAACUCGUGAUGGUGAUGUAGUACGUGGCUCUUAUUCUCUCAUUGAAGCCGAUGGCUCCCGUCGUAUUGUCAACUACUAUGCUGAUUCCGUCAACGGUUUCAACGCUGUUGUCUCCAAGGAUGUUCCCGUAGCUGCUGCUCCCGUUGUAGCUGCCCCAGCUGCUGUUGUUGCCUAAUUUCUCUCAAACUAUUUUUGCCAAUUUGCCUUUAAUUUUUAACUAAUUAUUUAUCUUCAUUUUGUUAUCUAUCCCUUUUUUCCUGCUAAAUCAAUGGGUUAAAUUAACCCUAUGUCUAAAUGUCAAGGUGUUGUCACAUAAUUGCAAUAGCGUAAGCGAAUUUCAUUUGUAAAAUACAUUUUCUACACUCAUUGUCAUUGUUGAAAGAAAAAUGUCAACUGUCAUCACUUGCUCAUGAUCAAGACUUUGUUAAAACUGUUAAAUAUAAAAAUAA
Lucilia cuprina (Australian sheep blowfly) is the source of this 1628-nucleotide messenger RNA. Its product is annotated as cuticle protein 21-like. The record is from RefSeq and is a predicted model, not a curated record. NCBI's taxonomy places the organism in Eukaryota, Metazoa, Arthropoda, Insecta, Diptera, Calliphoridae. The transcript is spliced from 3 exons. The coding region runs from base 92 to 1354 and encodes 420 amino acids. Gene Ontology annotation, cellular component: extracellular matrix.